AUGGCGCCUGAGCGCCUCAAGUUCAUCACCCGCCAUCCGGCCAGGCCCUCCACCGCCCGGAUCUGUUCCUCCCCUCACCUCCCUACUGUUGAGCCCCGCGCCAAGUCCACUGCCGCCAUGGAUGUCCCGAUGCGGGAGCUCGCUGUCGACUGCGCCCGACGUCGCCAGCCUCCGGAUCCGUCGAGCCCCGGCCUCUCUGGCCUCUCCGUCGUGGGAUCCUUCGAGUCCCUCGAGUUCAUCUAG
Molecule: messenger RNA, 243 nt
Organism: Triticum turgidum subsp. durum (durum wheat)
Lineage: Eukaryota; Viridiplantae; Streptophyta; Magnoliopsida; Poales; Poaceae
Source: the annotation of a GenBank genome assembly